This is a messenger RNA of Anguilla rostrata (American eel), 1068 nucleotides long. RefSeq names its product coiled-coil-helix-coiled-coil-helix domain-containing protein 5. NCBI's taxonomy places the organism in Eukaryota, Metazoa, Chordata, Actinopteri, Anguilliformes, Anguillidae. Bases 107 to 472 code for a protein of 121 amino acids. Gene Ontology annotation, biological process: cellular respiration. Gene Ontology annotation, cellular component: mitochondrial intermembrane space. The record is from RefSeq and is a predicted model, not a curated record. The transcript has 4 exons.
ACGAUGUGACGAGUUACUUAUUGAUGGCCUAUCCAGUGGUGCCAGGGAGGAGAUUAGUCGAUUGGUCUGAGCGCUCCUGCCAUGCGUGUGUAACCUUGAUGGUCGCAUGCUUCUUGUUGCAUUAAAUAAUUAUUUUUUUAAUCCUUCAAUCAUGCAGGUUGCAAUGGAGAUUACGGCCCGCCACUGCCGCCGGGAGAUGGAGGACUACGGGACUUGCGUGGCCUCUAACCCAUCGUCAUGGCAACAGCAGUGUCAUGACCUGAAGCUGAAGGUGGCGCAGUGCACCUCUUCGCACCCAGCGAUCCAGAAGAUCCGGUCGGAUUGUGCCGGGCAGUUUACUGAGUUUGAGCGAUGCCUGAGGGAACACCAGGCGGCGGUGGGCUCUUGCUCCACCCACGUCACCCGCUUCCUGGCCUGCGCAGAGACCGUGGACCUCACAGGCGUCGGGGGAGCUGUUCCGCAACCCACGUAGAGCUCGUGGGACCCCUCCCAUUCUGCUAAACCCUUCUGGACUUUACCUCACGGAUUUUAAGUGCAUUGCCGUAAUGUGCAGGAUUUCAGAUGACUCGGUACACCGGGACACAGAUUGAACAAUAACACAGGAAGAGCCCUCUCGUGUACAUAGUAUGCACAAACACACUGUGCAAUAGUGCAAUAGUGCACACGGAUACACAGUGUUUUUUUGUGUUGCUGCUGCUGUCAUUUACAUUGCUCAUGUUAUAUUUAGGUGUCAGUACAACGGGAAGAGUUCCUCCGCCCAACCCCGCCCCCCGUCUUUCCUGAAGUAUCAUGGGAAUUCUUUUCAUUAAAGUGGAGUUUACAAGGUUCUGCCUGCUUGACCUCCCUCUCUCUCUCUCUCUCUCUCUCUCUAUCUCUCUCUCUCGCUCUCUAUUCCUCCCCCCCGUUUUCUUAAGCUGAGGAGAAAUGUCUUCUCUCACCAGUGCAAUAUCCAUUCAGGAAACAUAAAAUGUGAUUGACAAAACUGUGCAUGUGUAUGUGAUCGAAUUAGUGCAACCUGACAAACUCCUUCAUCAAAAAUAAUAGAAAAACAUCAAACAAUUUUUCCCU